AUGCGUUACACUCAGAUUCUUGGCAGUGCUGCUGCACUUGGCGGUUAUGCUCUUGCUCAAGAAGGUGAGGCACAGUCUACUGUUGUCUACGAUUCAGAAACGAAGAUCAGUUAUUCGUCGUACACGGAGCCAGAAACAGGGAUGUCAUUUGGUGUUGCUCUUCCAAAGAAUGUUACGGACCCGUAUGAUGCCAUCAUUAGGAUCACCGCACCGAUCGCCAACCAAUGGGUCGGUUUCUCGUGGGGAGGUACUAUGGUCUGGAACCCGUUGAGCGUUGCUUGGCCUAAUGGUCAAUCUGGGACUAUCUCUGCUCGCUUCGCUUUCAGUAUUGGCUUGCCGCAGGGGUACGAUGGAGCCGAGCAUACAUACCUCAAAGGCACAAAAACAAAUGCAACGCACUGGACAGUCAAUGCGCUAUGCAAAGGCUGCACUGGAUGGCAAAACAGCGAAGACACAAGAUAUGCGCUCAAUGGUACUAGUACAACAGAGUUCGCCUGGGCUUACGGUGUCUCUUCGGUCGAGGAUUCUUCCCGAAACGAUUCCGCUUUCAAUGUCCACCAGGCCUGGGGAAAAUGGAUCCACAACCUGGACGCUGCCCGCAUCGAUGAUUUCGAUUCUUUGGUCAAGACUAACCUGCUGACGGCGCCUGUAGCCACACCUUCCGCUGCUCCGACCACUGUCGUGACAAGCGUCGUACCGUCUGCAUCUGCGACGUUAAAGCCAGCAGCGCCUGCUGCCAUCCCAGCCUCGUGCUCCGGCGCUGGCAACCCUGCAUUCCAGGGCAGUCUUGCGGCUGGAUGGAAGGCCACGAAGAUUGCUGGAGGCUUGACCAGCCCUCGCAGCAUUCAAUUUGAUAGUGCUGGGAAUAUGUUGGUCGUCCAAUCUGGCAAGGGUAUCUCGUACCAUAAGAUGGGCACAGACGGUUGCAUCACUUCCACCAAGAUGCUGGUCUCGCAGAACAACCUGAACCAUGGUAUCGCAAUGAGUCCUGACGGCAAGACGCUGUAUGCGAGCUCCAUGACCCAAGCUUAUUCUUGGCCAUACGAUGCCGCUGCGGGUACACUGGGUACUAGAGCGACUAUCAUCACCGGCAUGUACAAUGGCGGCUCCCAUCUAACUCGUACUCUUGCCAUUGCGCCACAGAACCCGAACUUGCUGGUGGUCUCCCAUGGAUCCAACGCAAAUAUCGACUCUGCUACGUCGGAUCCCAAGACUGGCCGCGCCAUCAUCAAGGUGUUCGACUUGUCAAAGGUCCCUAGCGGAGGGUAUAAUUAUGUAUCUGGCGGAUACAACGCUGGAUAUGGACAACGUAAUGACGUGGGAAUCUGCUUUGACAAGAACAACAUGCUUUGGGGCGUAGAGAACAGCGGCGACGACUUCAAGCGUAACGGAAAAGACAUACACCAAGACAACCCCGGCGAGAAGAUCCACUAUAUGGGAGACGUCACCAAACCCAAUGAAAACUGGUACGGCUACCCAUCCUGCUUUACCGUCUGGAAACCCAGUGACUUCACCGACAAGACAUUCAAAGUCGGCGACUUCUUCGUCCAACAACCAAGCACGAGCAUGAACGAUGACACCUGUGUUCAAAAGGCCACACCUCCUAAGCUGACGUUAUUCCCGCACUCCGCACCCAUCGAUUGCAAGUUCGAUGCCGACAGCACCACCAUGUACAUCACUUACCACGGUAGCUGGAACCGCAAUCCCGUUACCGGUUUCAAGCUUGUCGCCGUGCAAUUUAAAGUUGGUACUGAUGGGAAUUAUACGCCAGUUGAGCCUUUGACUAGUACUACAGCUGCCAAGGACAUAUUCUACAAUCCGGCUGUGGAGAAGUGCCAGGGCAAUGGACCAAGUUUUAGCUCGGGUUGCUUCAGACCUGCAGGUUUGGCUUGGGAUUCCCAAGGAAGGCUGUUCAUGACGAGUGAUACGAGCAGCAACGGAGAGCUUUGGGUGUUGGCCUGUGGCUGGAGUGGACUGUCUAACCACGCACAACACGGGCAAAGCUCUCGCACCACCGCCACGAUGAGUUCCCUCAAGAAAGCGCUUGAGAAGCUAAAGCCCGGACACCACGGGUCGUCGGCCUCGGACGAUGAGAAGAGCAGCGGCGUCAAGUCGCCCACUUCCGUCAAUGGCCGCGCUCAGUCGCCUGCCGCAACGCCGCGCUCUUCCGUAACCCUAGGUGGCUCCCGACCAAGCGGCGAGCACAAACGUGGAGACGUUGCAUCUCCCACCGACAGCAGGACCAGCAUCGACCAGCCCCGCGGCUCGCUCAGCGGCAUCCUCCACCGCCGCACCGAGAGCCCGAACCGCACUGGCACCAACAAGUCCGGAUCCAGCCACCAGCGCUCCGGCUCCCUCUCCACCCACAGCCCCAUGCGAGCCGUCAAGGAGAAGCUGCACAUUGGCAACGACUCGAGCGACGAAGAUGCUCCCCUCAACCGCGAAGGUGAGCCCAUGUCUCGUGGCCAACUGCGCAAACACGAGAAGCAGGCACAGCAGGAGGAGCGCCACAAGCAGAACUUGGAGAAGGAGCAAGAGCUGGAGCGCAGGAGGAAGGAGAUGGAGCAACAAGCCCUGGCUGAGUUGACCCCGGAGCAGAGGUCCAAGUACGGUGUCAUCCACCCCAACUCCUACUCGGGAGAGUGGAAGCAUGAGCCCCGCCACAAGAUCCAGGACUUCUCUGCAAAGGACGUCGGCAAGGAGGUUGUCUUCCGUGCUCGUAUCCACCACCUCAGGAAGAUGAGCUCCAAGUUCGUCUUCUUGAUGUUCCGCCAACAGCUCGCUACCAUCCAGGGUGUCCUCUUGGAGCACGCCGACAUUUCAAAAUACAUGCUGUACUGGGCUGAGCACCUGGACGCUGAGACCAUUGUCCUGGUCAAGGGUAUCCUGCAGGAGCCCAAGGCCAAGCAGGGCGAGGUUCUCGGUGCCACCAUUCACGACGUCGAGGUUUCCGUCCACGCCCUACAUGUUGAAGCUGCCGUCACAGACCACCUUCCCUUCAAUGUCAACGAGGCCGAGGUCUCGCAGGCUGAGGUCGAUGCCGAACUGGCACAGGGAGACCACAAGGAAGGCCAUACACGUGUCAAGAUUGCAGACCGUACACGCUUGAACAACCGCGUUAUCGAUCUGAGGACAACAGCUUCUCAGGGUAUCUUCCGCAUUCAGUCCGGUAUCUGCAGACUCUUCCGUAAUCAGCUCGACUCGGAAGGUUUUAUCGAGAUCCACACUCCCAAGCUGCAGGGCGGUGCCACUGAGUCGGGUGCCAGCGUGUUCAAGAUCGACUACUUCGGUCGUGGCGCGUUCCUUGCACAGAGUCCUCAAUUGGCCAAGCAAAUGGCCAUUUCCGCAGACUUUGGCAAGGUGUACGAGAUUGGUGCCGUCUUCCGUGCCGAGAACAGUAACACCUACCGUCAUUUGACCGAGUACACUGGCCUCGAUCUGGAGAUGCAGAUUGACGAGCACUACCACGAAGUCCUCCGUGUAUUGGACCGCACCUUCAAGGCCAUUUUCAAGGGCAUCUACGAGCAAUACCGUCCUGAGAUUGAGGUCAUCAAGAAGCACUUUCCACACGAAGACCUUGUCUGGCUGGACCAGACACCUAUCAUUCCCUUCGCUGACGGUGUUCGUAUGCUAAACGAGUCUGGCUGGAGGGAUGACGAUGGCAACGAACUUGACGUGAACGAGGAUCUAGGCACCAGAGAUGAGGUGCAACUUGGUCGUGUCAUCAAGCAGAAGCUCGGAACCGACUACUACAUCCUAGACAAGUUCCCAGCCAACGCGCGCCCAUUCUACGCCAUGAACGACCCCAACGACCCUACUGUUACCAACUCUUUCGAUAUCUUCUGCAGAGGCCAGGAGAUUCUCAGUGGUGGUCAGCGUAUUCAUGACUCUAACCUGCUCUUAGAGAAGAUGCGUAAGCUCAAGGUUGACCCUGGCUCCAUGGAGGAGUAUAUCCAGGGCUUCCAGUGGGGAGCACCGCCCCACGGUGGUGGUGGUAUUGGUCUUGAGCGUAUUCUCAUGUUGAUGAUGAACCUCGGAAACAUCCGUCAUGCUUCUAUGUUCCCUCGCGACCCCAAGAGUUUACCGGAGCGGCCGGUCGUCAAGCAGCUGCGUCAUCCAGAGGCAAGCACUAUGCAUCCUCCGUGGGAAGGCCAGGAUCGUGCUGUUGCCAAGAUCGAUCUACAGCCUAUCGAGAAGCUUAUCGCCAACUACGGUGAUGCCACGAACACCUCGUGGCUGGAGCCUCGCACAGAGAUCUGGCGCGACGAGAACACUGGUGCAGCUGUUGGCUUCGUACCUCAGGAUGGUUUCGCCAUUACUGUUGGUGACCCUCUUUGCCACGAGUCUCAAUAUCUCAAGACCAUGGCUGGUUAUCUCAAGUAUAUCAAGAAGGAGCGCAACCUCAAGCCGCUCUGGCUUCUUGUGGGAGCUGCCACAGAAGAGGUUCUCGCAACCAAGUUCAACUGGCGCACAUUCUCCGUUACUGGAGAGCAGCGUGUAGACCCAGUUCACAACCCUGCGGAUAAGGACUCUGACGUUCAGCGCAAGAUCCGUCACGCAGAAAAGGAAGGUGUCAAGAUCAGUGAUUACGCUCUCGGUGCACCACCACCGGCAGAUGUCAAGCAGAAGGUUGAUGCCCGUGUAUCAGACUGGUUGAACAACCGCAAGGGCAAGCAGGUCCAUCUUACCAACAUUCACCCAUGGCAAGAUGAGGAGCACCGUCAAUAUCACAUUGCCUACACGCCUGAUGGUACCAUCGCCGCGUUCGUCGCAAUGGCUCAACUCUCACCUGAUCAUGGCUGGCAGGUCAAGUACUCGCUCGAUUUCCCCGGCGCACCGGGUGGUUCGAUUGAGUACAUCGUCACACAUGCUCUCAAGCAAGUCGCCGCCAGUGGUGCGACCAGCGUCACCUUUGGUGGUGGUGCUAGCUCGAAGUUCAGCCCGGGACACAACGUCAAGGGCACUCGUGUCAAGGUGCUCAGCCGCGCAUACCACGCCAUCGCGACCGAGCUCAAGCUCACAAACAAGACCGAGUUUCGUGAGAAGCUGGGUGCAGUCGAUGACCCAAGCUACAUCUGUUACCCACCCCAUGGGCUGGGCCCUAUGGCGGUCAAGGCCAUCUUAAACUUCUUCUCAGACGAUGAUGACAACAACUAA
Messenger RNA from Alternaria burnsii, 5157 nucleotides. RefSeq names its product aspartyl-trna synthetase. The coding region runs from base 1 to 5157 and encodes 1718 amino acids. The record is from RefSeq and is a predicted model, not a curated record. Gene Ontology annotation, molecular function: ATP binding; aspartate-tRNA ligase activity; RNA binding. The transcript is spliced from 6 exons. Gene Ontology annotation, biological process: aspartyl-tRNA aminoacylation. Gene Ontology annotation, cellular component: cytosol; cytoplasm; aminoacyl-tRNA synthetase multienzyme complex. NCBI's taxonomy places the organism in Eukaryota, Fungi, Ascomycota, Dothideomycetes, Pleosporales, Pleosporaceae.